AUGGCGGGUGAGCUCGGCGAGGCCGACCUGGCCUUUCUCCAGACUGCGGAAGCAGAGCUGACCGCGGUCUCAGAUCGAAUGCUCGUUCUUGCAUGUACUCUGAUCUGGCUCUUGAGCGACUACCUAGUUCAGCGGCUGUGUCCAUUCCCUCCGGCGCCGGAGGCAGACAAACUUUACCUUCGAGACGAGCUGCACGAGGCGAGUCUGGCCGCAGGCUCAGCACGACGUGAUGCAUCUGCGCGCCUGCAGGCCUUUGCUUUGGCUGUCGAGUCUUCUCACCGUGGGUUGGCCACGGUCCUGCGGUGGAGAGGUUCGAGGCGUGUUGGUGACUUUGCUCCUCUGGGCACUGUCGAUGUUGCGGCUGUUGCGGUUCAGGUGGGCCGUCACGCGGUUGGCCGCAUGUGCUGUGUCGAGUCGUACAGCGCUCUUCCCACAGGCACCGUCGGCAAAGCAAGUACCAAGAAGAAGUCCACAGAUGGCGAACUGGGAGGUCACAAGGACUGGACAGUUCGUACCAUCGAUGGCCUUGAGGUUGAUAUCGAGGAGCCUGACCUGUACAUUCCGACCAUGGGCUUCGUGACUUACGUGGUGCUUUACGGCGUGGUGCGGGGCAUCCAGGAGACGUUUGCUCCGGAAGUGCUCUCUGCGACUAUCAGCUCGGCCUUGGUUAUUCUUGUCGUUGAGAUGGCCCUGAUGAAAGGGGCCCUCUUCAUGGCAGGAGCUGUCAACACACCUACGCUGGACCUCUUGGCGCUGCUUGGGUACAAGUUUUUCUACCUGUCUCUGCAUCUCGGUGUCGGCCUCCUCUGUGGACACGGCCGCAGACCGUCAGGCUUUUUUUAUGCCUUGCCGGUCUGUGGCCUGCACAUUAGCUGCGCCAUCGCACUUUGGCAGGCUUUACGGCGUUUAGCUCGAUUGCAGCCAUCCCACGGUCAGGAAUGUGUCACAGACAUGCACCAGAUGUGCAUCAAGGUGCUACCGAUCGUGCAAAGCGCUGUGUGUUGGAUGCUGCUCCCGUCUUGGCCGAAGGUGGCAAUUGCCAAUGCUCCUGAGGAGGUCACCAUCGCCAUCACCACAACUGCCGCGUCAGUGCUGAGCGGAAACUCGAGUGCCUUCUGA
This is a messenger RNA of Symbiodinium sp. CCMP2456, 1119 nucleotides long. The record is from the annotation of a GenBank genome assembly. NCBI's taxonomy places the organism in Eukaryota, Dinophyceae, Suessiales, Symbiodiniaceae.